Molecule: messenger RNA, 2082 nt
Organism: Magallana angulata
Lineage: Eukaryota; Metazoa; Mollusca; Bivalvia; Ostreida; Ostreidae
Product: zinc finger CCHC domain-containing protein 12-like
Exons: 2
Coding region: 1027-2028 (333 amino acids)
Molecular function (GO): nucleic acid binding; zinc ion binding
Source: RefSeq, a predicted model, not a curated record
UGUUUAAAAAAUAUUUAUUUUUUUGUAUCAUUUUCAAUGUAGAAAGUAUUAGAUUAAGAUAAAAAGUUACAGCCGUGACGGGGUGUCGAACCGCGUACCUAUCGUGUGUUAAUCGGGUGACUUACCCACUAGUCUAUGUGUCGCACUGCUUAUAUAAGUUUUUUAAAGAUAGUCCUUUAGUCAAUGGAUGUUUUCAUAUAAAUAUUAUUUCGAUAUUUUUCACGCUAAACAAAUUAAGAUAGUUGUUUUAUUGGAUAAACCUCAGAUUACUUAUAUUUUUCUUUAAUAUAUAUAAAUCAUUUUUAGAUUUUUUGGUAAUAUAAGAUUUUCUUUGUUCUAAAACUUCCGGUCGCUAACUUACAGCCAUUUGAAAAUUGCUCUCGACCGGGACACAUCAUUUGAAUGUAAGUAAGAAUACAAUUGAAAUUUUAUGUCUGUAUGUAUGUAUAACAUGAUAAGUUGUUAGAAUAGCUUAUACCUUUAUAUAUGAAUUAUUUAGGAAUGAAUUUAGAAGAUAAAGUUAUUUUUAAAUUGUAUCACAGAACGUAAACCGGUUUGAUCAAUUUGUCAGAUUUAUAGAAUAACAUAAAAAGGAUUAUUUAGGAUUAUUUAUUUAUUAUUAAUAUGAUACUUAAGAGUAUAUAUGCACGUGGAUAUUGCAUUUUAUUUUUGAAUUUUAGAAAUAUUUAUGGUAUUAGUACAAAACGAUAUUAUUUAUUAACAGGUGUGUGUAGCCGACAUACAUAGUAUAACUACCUAUAAGGAGUUACUAUACGCUCUGUCCCACCCUUACUUAGGGAACGACACAUAUAUAUAUAACCUACUGGAAUAAAGCGUAAUCUCAAAAGUCUGGUUGUUUACAAUGGUGUCAGAAGUGGGAUCGCCAGAUGCCUGAUGAUUUCCCCAAUGGUGUCGUGGACAACAGAGCUUACAGAUUUUUCAGUUGAAUGAUUGUACAUAUUUAUUAACUUUUGAACAUUUCUAAAUAUAUUUUGUUUAAUAAAGAAAUAAACAUACGCCAUAAAAAUGGAAGAAAAGCUGAAAGAAGAAAUAGAACAAUUGCGGAUAAAACUUCUUCAUGUUGAAGCGAGGCAAGCGGCUACAUCCAAAUCAACACCGCCUGUCUACAUAAAAUCCGAACGAAAACUCCCCAAGUUAGCUGGAAGACCCGUCAAAGACUCUGAUCCAGAUGUCGAAGAUUGGGUAACAGACAUGAGAGAUCAUAUUGUAAAUAUUCCAACAAAUGAUGAGAAAAUUGAGUUUGUAUUGGACCACCUCACUGGAAAUGCUAAAACGGAAAUCCGAAUGCGUCCAUCCGAUAUAAAAAAAACAGCGGAUGACAUAUUGAAAAUUGUUGAAGAAACAUUUAAAAUUCAAGACAAUUUGGCCCAACUCAGACACAAAUUUUAUGAGAGAGAGCAAACAGAGAAUGAAAGUUUAGAAACAUAUUCCCUAUCCUUAAUGAAACUUAUGCACAGUAUUAACAAGAAAGAAGGGGGUGACAGUUCAAACAAUGAGAAAAUUCUGACUGAAAAGUUUAUUGAUGGUGUAAGAGAUUAUCAACUCAAGAGGGAACUACGAAGGUUUUCCAUGGAAAAUCCAUCAAUGCCCUUUAUAGAAUUUCGCGGACGUGUGCUAUUAUGGGUUGAUGACCGACAGCCAAAUUCGUCGAAAAGCGCUGCUUCAAUCAAUAAAGUUUCAAUUGAAGAAACAACGCCAGAAACUCAAAGCAAUGAUAUUCUGGAGGUGAUUAAGAAACAACAAGAGCUUCUUGAAAAACAGCAGAAACAAAUUGAUUUCCUCACACAAAUGGUACCCCGGCAACAGUUUCAUUACAGAGGACGCGGCAUUCAUUCCGAUAGAGGUAGAAGCAGAGGACGAGGAUAUAGACGUAGUUUAGGCAGAUCCAAUACCAUCACAUGUUAUCACUGUCACGAAGAGGGUCACAAGAAACCUGAUUGUCCAAAACUUUCAGCAACGGCAAGGAAGAUUUCUCUGGACGACCCAAAAGCCCAACCCUCUCAGUGACGAGUCGAACUGGUGAGGGACACCAAGAAGACUCCAAACAAUCGCUAAACAAUC